Messenger RNA from Aphanomyces astaci, 1046 nucleotides. RefSeq lists its product as hypothetical. NCBI's taxonomy places the organism in Eukaryota, Oomycota, Saprolegniomycetes, Saprolegniales, Verrucalvaceae. The transcript has 7 exons. Gene Ontology annotation, molecular function: oxidoreductase activity, acting on paired donors, with incorporation or reduction of molecular oxygen; L-ascorbic acid binding; iron ion binding. Gene Ontology annotation, cellular component: membrane. The coding region runs from base 14 to 976 and encodes 320 amino acids. The record is from RefSeq and is a predicted model, not a curated record.
UUUGAAAGCAAACAUGGCCAAGGCAGCGAACAAAGCAACGAGAAUAGUGGCGGCGGCGUCUACCAAGAAGACACCUCUGAACAAAGCAGCAGCCACCCCAUCGUCCUCUUUGUCGUCUUCUCGGGUCUUCUGGGGUCUCGCAGUAGUGUUUGGAUUGCUCGCUGCGUGGCUGCGCUUCCAAACUCGGUCGACGCAACAGCAUCAACACCAUGUGGGGAUGCCAACGUCGACUGCCCCCGCGCGCAUUCGAUGGAACGUCACAUGCUCCAAACAGUACCAGCCGUUCGUGCAAGGGUGCCACAAGCGGGCCAAGUGUGGCCGAGCGCUGCGCGACAACUUCGUCUCGCCAGCCGUCGUGGACGCGUUGCGCGAUAUUGCCGACCACGGAAUGCAAGGCCGGUCUACCCUCGGCGGCCCCACGAUCAUGGACAUCAACACUGGCUAUGUAAAGGACGGCAACGGACUCAUCAACUUGUAUCGGCAAGACCCGCCAGUGCAGUUCACCACGGAGCAAUACACUUUGUAUCGAGAUGUGAUUGAAAGCAUUCGCCUUGCGAUCAUGGACGAGUUCCGUCUGGCUACGCUAUAUUUCACAGCGCCGACAUUUCUCACCCGACUCAUUGGCAACGCAUCGUGGGUGCCGCAGGAAAUGCACGAUGAAUACUGGCACGCCCACGUAGACAAGAACAAUACUCGUCAUUACGACUAUUCUGGGCUGUUGUACUUGGCGGACUAUGGCGUCGAGUUCACGGGUGGCUUGUUUGCAUUCUUGGAUAAGGAUAAAAAUAUUACCGUGGAACCUGCACAAGGACGCCUCAUGAUGUUUACCUCUGGCAUGGAGAACUUGCACGAGGUCCGUCAAGUGGAAACGGGCGCCCGGUAUCUCAUGAGCAUGUGGUUCACAUGCGACUCUCGCAAACGAUUUCACAACUUUUUGGACGGCAAAACCCACGACCAGUACGACACUACGAGUUAGGACUGGCGAUAAACGGACGAAAUAGCUGGAAAUUAAUAAAAAAUGUGUGUCUGGACACGGCACAAACAAG